Messenger RNA from Penicillium maclennaniae, 1389 nucleotides. RefSeq lists its product as uncharacterized. The transcript has a single exon. Gene Ontology annotation, molecular function: flavin adenine dinucleotide binding; oxidoreductase activity, acting on the CH-CH group of donors. The record is from RefSeq and is a predicted model, not a curated record. The coding region runs from base 1 to 1389 and encodes 462 amino acids. NCBI's taxonomy places the organism in Eukaryota, Fungi, Ascomycota, Eurotiomycetes, Eurotiales, Aspergillaceae.
AUGUCUUCCUUCAGUUACUCAACUCUCCCAUCCGAUGGGCCGUUCAAGCUUUUUCCAAUCUGGGUCAAGCAGAAUUUAUCCCCAAAGGCCAUUGAAACAAUCUAUAAAGUCAAUGAUUGGGUUGAAAAUGAAUGCAUUCCCGCAGAGCCCGUCAUGAAGGCCCAGCUGGAAAAGGAUACCUGGAACACUCCGCCACUGAUGCAUGACCUACGGGAGCGAGCCAAACAAGCCGGGCUCUUCAAUCUUUUUCUGCCUUCCCAUUUCAAAGAAUCGCCUGGUCUCACGAAUCUAGAGUAUGCAUGCUGUGCUGAGCUAUUGGGGAGAACCUACUGGGCCGCGCAAACCCUGAACUGUCAUGCCCCAGAUACCGGCAAUAUUGAAUUAAUGGCCAAAUACUGCAAUGAUGCGCAGAAAGAAAAAUGGCUCAAACCAGUGCUCGCUGGUGAUUUUCUGACCGCAUACUCCAUGACGGAACCAGACCGAGCUUCGUCAGACCCUCGCACACUCGCGUGUCGCAUUCACCGCGAAGGCAACGAAUAUGUUAUUAAUGGCCGCAAGUUGUUUGGAAACGCCAUCUACAACCCUGAUAUCCGCGUUAUUAUCCUCAUGGGUCUGUCCGAUCCCGAGAACCCUGACCCCUGGAAGCGUCACUCUAUGCUUUUUGUCCCUACCGACUCCCCCGGCUUGACAAUGAAGCGGAAUCUGACUAUCAUGGGCUACGAACAUCCGCCUGAGGGUCAUGGCGAGUUUGUCUAUGAGAAUGUUCGUGUGCCCUGCGAGAACCUUAUUCUGGGCGAAGGGAGAGCGUUUGAGAUAGCGCAGGGCCGCCUCGGGCCCGGCCGCAUCCAUCACUGCAUGCGUCUUGUUGGCCAGUGUGAACGGGCUUAUGAACUCGGCUUGAUUCGCUGUACUGAUGAGCGGAAGAAGCCGCGCGGCAAGCUGAUCGGGCAGUUUGAUAGCAACAUUGAGCGGCUAGCGGCCAUGCGCCUCGAGAUUGACUCGAUGCGUCUUUUGGUUUUCAAUGCUGCACACACUAUGGACAUUCUGGGCAACAAAGCAGGCAGGUACGCCAUCGCACAGUGCAAAAUCCAGGUCCCCGCCGCUGCUGCUCAGGUGAUCGAUGAAUGUAUGCAACUUUAUGGGGGCCAAGGGCUCACUCAGCACACACCGCUACCGGAGAUGUGGACGUAUGCGCGCUAUGUGCGCGUGGCGGACGGGCCUGACGCUGCUCAUCGCCAUCAAAUUGGUCGGGAUGAACUCAAGUCUGCAGCAUUGGUUCGGGCUAAACAUGAGAAAUACCAGAGGCGGGCACAGGAGCUCGCUCAGAUGUAUGGACUUGAGAAUGGAAGUCUCCAUGGGUCCGCUUGGGAAUAUGUGGCCAAGCUUUGA